AUGCUCGUCGUGCUGCUUCAGAUACAAUCAAUAAAAAUUUCAACUAUAGAUAAUGAUUUGCCAAUAGAAGAAUGUGAAGAAGGUUCCCUAUAUCGAUGGACUGAUUCAUGUGUUAUUCUUUUAUUACGGACGUAUCAGGAACUAGAAACAAAAUUUACUAAUGGAAAGAUGUCACACAAAAAAUGUUGGGAACAGGUGGCUACAUUAUUAAAGGAAAAGGGAUACAAUGUAACGGGCCCUCAAUGUGCUUCAAAAUUAAGAAGUUUGAAAAAAACGUAUAAAUCGAUAAAAGAUUACAAUGCCAAAUCUGGCAACGAUCGACGUACCUGGCAACAUUUUGAGAUCAUGGAAGAAAUAUUUGCAAAAAGAGCUUGGUGCAAACCUGUUGCGCUUGCUUCAUCAAGUGGAUUAUUAAUAAAAAAUACGUCUUCUACAAGUUCAUGUACUAAUGAUAAUUCUUCUGAUGAUGAUAUUAGGUCUUCAGGCAGUACAAAGAUUACACGGACAUUAAUGGCAAAAUUGCUAGAAAAAAGACUUUCACAAAAGAGAUUCAUGAACAGCGAAAACAAAAACGUCAUGAAGAUAGAAUGGUCAUGGAAGAAAAACUAA
Messenger RNA from Monomorium pharaonis (pharaoh ant), 609 nucleotides. RefSeq names its product trihelix transcription factor GT-2-like. The transcript has 5 exons. The coding region runs from base 1 to 609 and encodes 202 amino acids. NCBI's taxonomy places the organism in Eukaryota, Metazoa, Arthropoda, Insecta, Hymenoptera, Formicidae. The record is from RefSeq and is a predicted model, not a curated record.